AUGGAAAAUCCGGAGCUAGCAGAUCUACGUCAUUUGGAAGUUCAUGGGAGUCGAAAUGUGUCGGAUGGCCUGAAUAUUGAUUUCAAUAAGCCACCUGAUGAGCCUCGACAGCUAGAGCCGGAUGAUCUUGAGAGAUUAAAGGCUAUCAUCCGGAGAGCUGGGUUUAUAGAAGGGAAUGAGCCACAAGCGGUGCUGCAUAUGCUUCUCCAACCUCGUACGAGAGACCUAUUGAACCCCUCUCACUUAUGCCAUAUGGCCUUCAAACAGGCCCUUGCAGCGCUACUUAUUGCUAUUUCACCCAAGCUAGAGACCCUUGCUAUAUUCCAUAUUGGGGAACCUAGUUCCAAGACCAAGGAUUUUGCUCUCCUGACAAUGCUUCGUCGUGCAAACAGGACCCCUUAUCCAAUUCCCUAUCUACAGAACCUUAAUCGGAUAAUUUUCCCUCCAGAUGAGUGUUCAUCAGGCAAUGAUGGCUUUUAUUACAACAUCGCUGAAGAUUAUUAUCAUCGACUGAACCUUGUUCGACGACUCCCAGCGCUCAUGUCCGUGUCUUUCAGUUUAGUUUCGUGGAAUAAUGAAGCUGGCCUGCCUCCUCCGCCAAAGUCGGCAAAUUACAGCGAUAUCAGUUUCACGCACUCAAACUUGGCAGGAAAUGAGUCUGAUAUGUGCCACAUACUUGAUUCUUCUAAGGCUCUGCACAAGUCCACAUAUACCAUUGGUGGGCGUGCUUAUCCAGAGGGAGGUAAAGUAAGUGUGAGUCUUACAUCUAUUAUAAGAUGUCUUUGGAGACACCGUCAUCAUCUUGAGGAACUUGAUUUAGAUGUUGAAGAUAAUGUCUCUUGGGGCGAGAUAUAUGGUAAUGAGAGCUUCAAGUUAGAAUCUACUGAGGGCAUUGACAGAGACGAAGAUAUAGAGUAUGAAGAGCUAAGAAGUCUGAGUCUUGGUGUCCACACACUUUGUUUUCUGGCAAGGGGAAUAGGUCCAUACUCGGAUCGACUUGAUGCUAAGGCGUUCUCUCUAGUGCAUACCUUACCAGCCUCACUGAGAAACCUACGACUUUAUGGGAAAGGAGAAAAACUUGGUGAUCCAACAUUGAACCUGAAAGACCACUGGCAUGAGCCUAACUUGGAUGUUGAUGCUCUUUUGGAAAAUCUGGUGGCUGAAAAGGAUACAAGAUUGCCACUGCUGAGAAUUGAGGGCUUUGAUCCUGUCAUUCCACGAGCAAAAGAAGUCCCGGAAUAUGCGGAUGAGGAUCAUCCACUUCUUUGGAAGUAG
Messenger RNA from Penicillium malachiteum, 1275 nucleotides. RefSeq lists its product as uncharacterized. The transcript has 3 exons. The record is from RefSeq and is a predicted model, not a curated record. The coding region runs from base 1 to 1275 and encodes 424 amino acids. Lineage: Eukaryota; Fungi; Ascomycota; Eurotiomycetes; Eurotiales; Aspergillaceae.